Messenger RNA from Ipomoea triloba (trilobed morning glory), 1437 nucleotides. Its product is annotated as gibberellin 20 oxidase 1-like. The coding region runs from base 84 to 1238 and encodes 384 amino acids. Gene Ontology annotation, molecular function: gibberellin 20-oxidase activity. The record is from RefSeq and is a predicted model, not a curated record. Gene Ontology annotation, biological process: response to light stimulus; gibberellin biosynthetic process; flower development. The transcript is spliced from 3 exons. NCBI's taxonomy places the organism in Eukaryota, Viridiplantae, Streptophyta, Magnoliopsida, Solanales, Convolvulaceae.
UUCACAUCGCAUUUUGAUAUUUCCUUUUUACCAACACACAAACACUCUCUCUCUCUCUCUCUCUCUCGCUUUCAGUUCAUGCAAUGGCGAUUGAAUGUAUGAUCCCAACCCCAAGUCCUGUUCAUGAGGCCCAAGAAACUCAAAUUCAUCCAGCAACGGCUUUGGUUUUCGACUCCUCCGUUCUCCGCCACGAGUCCAACAUCCCAACCGAAUUCGUGUGGCCCGACCACGAGAAGCCGGCCGUCGUCCCAGAAUUCCAGGUCCCGGUCAUCGACCUAUCUGCCUUCCGUUCCGGCGAUCCCGUGGCCAUUGCGGAAGUUUGUAAGCUGGUGAACGAAGCCUGCCAAAAACAUGGCUUCUUUCUGGUGGUUAAUCACGGAGUUGACGCUGACCUCGUCUCCGAAGCUAUUAGUGUCAUGGACCGCUUCUUUGACUUGCCUCUCUCCUGCAAACAAAAAGCUCUCAGAAAGCUGGGCGAGCAUUGCGGUUAUGCCAGCAGUUUCACCGGCAGAUUCUCCUCCAAACUACCAUGGAAGGAAACUCUUUCUCUUAGAUUUUCUGACGAGAAAGAAUGUUCCCACAUAGUGGAAGAGUAUUUCCAGAACAAAAUGGGCCCAGAUUUUGCUGAUCUCGGGGAGAUUUACCAAAAGUACUGCAAUGAGAUGAACAAACUGGCUCUGGAGAUUACGGAAGUGCUGGGGUUGGGUUUAGGCGUAAAGCGAGAGCAUUUCAGUGAAUUCUACCAGGAAAACGACUCGGUAUUGCGACUCAACUACUACCCACCAUGCCAGAAACCAGAGCUCACUUUGGGGACCGGACCUCAUUGUGAUCCAACAUCCUUAACCAUCCUCCACCAAGACAGCGUGAGUGGGCUUCAAGUAUUUGUGGACAACGAGUGGCGUGCAGUUAACCCCACACCCAACGCUUUUGUCGUUAACAUAGGCGACACCUUCAUGGCACUUUCGAACGGGUUAUACAAAAGUUGCUUGCACAGGGCUGUGGUGAACAGUGAGAUUCCCAGGAGAUCCAUAGCUUUCUUCCUUUGUCCUCACAAGGAUAAGGUGGUGACGCCCCCACCAGAAUUGGUGGACUCCGAUCAUCCUAGAGUGUACCCAGACUUCAAAUGGCCGACCUUUCUUGAGUUCACCCAGAAGCAUUACAGGUCUGACAUCGAGACUCUACUCAGCUUCGCUUCAUGGCUUAAGGAAAAUCAAGCCCCCCUUGCAACCCAGUCCUAAGCAGCAGCAUGCAGCGGUAAUAGCAAUAGCAAUAGCAGUACUGCUACUAAGCUCCUAUCUAUUAUCAUAUCCCUACUUUUCUAUCUAAGUAAUUCCCAUUAGGCACCACCAAAAAUAUGAGGAUGUAUGUUGAUGUCUGCACCAGUAAAAAAUAUUAAUUAAUGGAAUUGCCGCUUCUUAUUUAGUAUUUUAUGAUGAA